AUGUCUGGUCGUCAAGGUGGUAAGGCUAAGCCUUUGAAGCAAAAGAAGAAGCAACAGCAAGACUUGGACCCAGAGGAUCAAGCUUUCAAGGAGAAGCAAAAGGCCGAUGCUGCUGCUAAGAAGGCUAUGAUGGCCAACGUCAAGUCUGGUAAGCCAUUAGUCGGUGGUGGUAUCAAGAAAUCCGGUAAGAAAUAG
Molecule: messenger RNA, 195 nt
Organism: Nakaseomyces glabratus
Lineage: Eukaryota; Fungi; Ascomycota; Saccharomycetes; Saccharomycetales; Saccharomycetaceae
Gene: TMA7
Product: Tma7p
Source: RefSeq, a predicted model, not a curated record